Prosopis cineraria is the source of this 2488-nucleotide messenger RNA. Its product is annotated as kinesin-like protein KIN-10C. Gene Ontology annotation, biological process: microtubule-based movement. The transcript has 18 exons. Gene Ontology annotation, molecular function: ATP binding; ATP hydrolysis activity; microtubule motor activity. Bases 170 to 2275 code for a protein of 701 amino acids. Lineage: Eukaryota; Viridiplantae; Streptophyta; Magnoliopsida; Fabales; Fabaceae. Gene Ontology annotation, cellular component: microtubule; kinesin complex. The record is from RefSeq and is a predicted model, not a curated record.
UAAAUUAAAAAAAGAGAGAAAAGCACGAACAGCACUUAUCAGUUCCUUACUCUGUACAUUCCAGAGCACGCUCUCCGCCUUCAUUUGCUGUUUUGCACAGCAUUAGUCUUUUUCACGGUUCGAGUGUCUGUGAAUCUUGUUUGAUUGGGGAAGCCUAGUCUUCACUUCGAUGGAUUCGAGUCAUGCAAAGCAAUUCGAUCGCUCCGAGGCCGACAAAGCAGGACCGAACCCGGGUCGAAAGGUUCGGGUCGUGGCAAAGGUUAGGGGCUUUGCGUUUCCGGAGGCCGAGGCUCAGAGUGUGUCUUUGAGAUCGGCGGACUGGAUUUCGGUGAACAAGCCUUCCCGAGAGAGUUCAGAGGGAGUCGCAAUCUCCUUCAGGGACCAUUCUUCCAGUCGUAAAGAGUCUUACUGGGUGGACUAUUGUUAUGGGGAAAAUGAAGAAAAUGACAUGAUGUAUUCAAGAGACGUGAAGCCUCUUAUAUCUUCUGUCUUUGAAGGCCAUAACUGCUCUAUUAUUGCGUAUGGAGCAAGAGGCAGUGGAAAGACUCAUGUAAUUCAGGGUUCUGCUAAGAUACCUGGUUUGUCAGCGCUUGCUGUUGCCGACUUUCUUUCAAUGGCAGAACAAAAUGGCAAAUCCAUUGCUAUAUCAUUGUAUGAGGUUGAUCAUCAGGAGCAUGCUGUUGAUUUAUUAAAUCCAGAACAACCGGCCAUUUUAGUUCUUGAAGACCGAGGCCGUAUUCAGUUUAAAGGGCUUUCUCAGAUUCCUGUGAAAUCCAUUGCAGAGUUUCAGAAAGCGUACGUCACUGCUUAUGCUACUCGAAAAGCUGCUGUGAAAAAGGGAAAUGACUAUGCUCGUAGAAGCCAUGUGGGAUUAAUAGUUCAUGUCUUUUCUGAUGCUGACGGCAUAGAAACUGGUUCUGUGGGCAAAAUGAAUUUUGUUGACAUGGCAGGCUAUGAGGAUGCCAGGAAGAAGAGUUGUGACAGCUUUUGGCUUGCUCAAACUAAUAAAAUUAACAAGUCCAUAUAUGCUUUAUUAAAUGUCUGUCACGCUUUGAGCACCAAUGAAAGUCGAGUUCCUUAUCGCGAGAGCAAACUUACGCGCAUGUUACAGGACUCUUUGAGAGGGACUAGCCGAAUUUUGAUGGUUGUCUGCAUGAACCCAUCUUUUUGCCAAGACACUAUCUACAUGUUAAGCUUAAUAUCCCGGUCUUGUCAAGGGAUUCAUCGAGUGACUGUAGAUGCUACAAAGAAAAGUGAAAUUUAUUCUGCAAGCCAGAUGAUGCUUACAUCUCAUAAGAGUAAGGUGCCCAAGAGUGUGUCUUAUACGGCCAAAAAACUAACUGGCUCGAGAUCACAUACAUGUGAAAAGAAAACUGAUUUGAGAAAAUCUGCAGUAAAAGGAAGGAAAUUAUUUGAUGAAGCAUGUCAUUCCGCUAAAGCUGAAAAGGCAAGGUUGUCAGAUACCAGUUCUACUGUAGAAACUUCAGUGCAAGAAGAGGAAAAAUUCAUUGUACCUGUCACCGAAGCAUUAUUGCCUUCAUCAUUGGACGACUCAGUUUCAGAUGCGAGGCAUCAAACAGAACUCGUGCUGGAAAAUGAUGACUCAGUUUCAGAUGCUAGGUAUGAAGCAGAACCCGUGGCAAAAAAGGUUGUCCCUGAGAAAAACGAGGAUCGUCGAGAGGAACAUACCCCUAAUUCUGGCAAGUAUGAGAGAGCAUUGUCCUCGCACUCUAUAGUUCAGGAAGGUCAUUUUGUGGAUAAGGAAAACGACAGUUUCAUUGCUAAUAAAGGUGAAUCACCACCAAUUAGCGCUCAACUGCGUGAACUGUCAAACAAUUUGAAGCUUCUAUUAUCUUCAACCCCAUUAAGCGUGAAGAUCCCUGAACAGGACAGCAUCAUAUCACAUAACAAUCAUGUGUCUUCUACAGAUAUUGUGGAACCAAAAACUCCCGUCACUGAACAAACUCUGGGUGCUACUGAUAGAUGGAAUGUCAUGAAUGCCAAAAGUCCUUGGGAAACAUACAGUGCGCGCAGUUCUGGAAUGAAGAACUCUCUCGUUCAUGAAUAUCUAAGGUUCUUAAACACUGCUAACAAGGAAGAAUUGAAAAGAUUAAAGGGGAUUGGUGAGAAAAGAGCGACCUACAUACUUGAGCUUCGUGAAGAAUCUCCUGAACCUUUCAAGAGUCUUGAGGAUUUACAGGACAUUGGACUUUCAGCAAAGCAGAUUAAGGGGAUGAUGAAACGGGAAGUUGGAGAGCUCUUCAAUCAGCCAUGAAAGCCUUUUGGGAUUAAUUUUCCUGUAAUUCAUUUGAUAUGUGUAUCAUCAUCUUCUCUGUGAUGUAUUUUGUUUCCAUGUAGAUUUGUACUGGCAACCUUAAGUUGCCCUUGUGUUGUGUAAAAUUUAACUUGAAAAUGAUCCUUAUUACAUUACCAUACGAAGUAGAGAUAAUUGGUAUUUGAUAUUAGAGACAACUAGAAAUUUAAAUUA